AUGACGGGACGAGAUUCGGACGCGUUUCAGCGCAACUCCAGCUUUGGAGAUACGGCGAUGCUCCCCGCUCCUGGUGCAGCCCCGGUGUCAAAUGGCCAGGGCAAGCGAAUCGCGCUUAUUGCGGCGGCAGUCCUUGUCGUUGCUGGAGGCGUCACUGCUGCGGUCGUGCUUACCAGCGGCAAGGGUAGCAAGGAUGCAUCCAACUCAUCUGGGGACAAAGCCACUGCAACCACUGUUCCUCCCAGUCAGAAUGUCACGGCCAGCGACUUGCUUGGCACGACCAACCCUCCUGGUGUGACUACAACACCUGCUCCGACCCCUGCAUCCGAUCCUGAAGCAGGCGUUCCUGCGCUCACCAUGCUUGCCAUCGGUGAUUGGGGUAGUACCACCGGCAAGAAGUCGGGCAGCUCCCUCGACACUGCUGGCGACCCCGGUUCUUGCUGCAAGACUUAUGGUGGCAGUGGUGCGAACGCUAACAAGGUCAACCCUUCCAAGGCCCGCAUCAAGGUGGACUACUGGGCCCAGUUGUACGUGUCCACGAUUCUCGCCCAGUCGGCGGGCCAACUCAAGCCGAAGCCGGCCCGAGUGAUCGGCCACGGCGACAACAUCUACUGGGAUGGUGCAGGCCCUGGCGAUAUCAAGUACCGGAUGGAAGAAACGUUCGAGAAGAAGUAUGCUCAGCCAGCGCUGCAGGGUAUCAAGUGGGUGAACGUAGCCGGGAACCACGACAUUGGCGGGUCGGAGUUUAUCUGCGGCGAAAAGGACUACAACUUUGUCAAGUGCAAAGACACAGCCGAGAUGCUCAAGUAUUUGGACCUCAAGUUUGACCUGCAGGCCCAGUACAAGAGCCCAAACCAAGACCGAUGGCUGAUGAAGGACCACUACUACGUCGAGUCGGUCAAGAGCGACGACGGCAGCGUCACCGUUGACAUCUUCAACUUGGACACGAACCACGCCGAUUCGCACGGGCUACAGCAAGGUGUGAAAUGCAAAGCGUCCAACGACUUGCCACUCGGGGCACCCAUCAUGCCCGACAAUGUAUAA
Aphanomyces invadans is the source of this 1044-nucleotide messenger RNA. RefSeq lists its product as hypothetical. NCBI's taxonomy places the organism in Eukaryota, Oomycota, Saprolegniomycetes, Saprolegniales, Verrucalvaceae. The record is from RefSeq and is a predicted model, not a curated record. The coding region runs from base 1 to 1044 and encodes 347 amino acids. Gene Ontology annotation, molecular function: ferric iron binding; acid phosphatase activity; ferrous iron binding. The transcript has 3 exons.